GAAGUGGUCUCGGUCAAGCGCAGUCGGUGUGUGUUUGUGUCCGCGUUUGCGCUUCGCCGCAUUGGGUUCGAGCUUCAGAAUGGGCCGGGGUCUUCGCUCGCUCGCACUGUAAUGCGGAGAGGAGGACGCGCCAGGGGAAGCGGUUUUAUUGAUGCUGCGGGGAUUUGUGUCGGAGGAGCGGGCUAGCUCACUGCGCUAGCUCGAGUCAGGAUGAUUCGCUGGAUCCGACAGCAGCUGGGCUUCGACCCUCCCCAUCAGAGUGACACACGCACAGUUUACAUAGCAAACAAGUUCCCACAGCAUGGCCAUUAUAUUCCUCAGAGGUUUUCAGACAACAGGAUCAUUUCCUCCAAGUACACCAUAUGGAACUUCAUCCCCAAGAAUUUGUUUGAGCAGUUCAGAAGAAUCGCCAAUUUUUAUUUUCUCAUUAUCUUCUUGGUUCAGUUAAUGAUAGACACACCCACUUCCCCUAUAACUAGUGGACUUCCCCUGUUUUUUGUCAUCACAGUAACUGCCAUCAAACAGGGAUAUGAAGACUGGCUGCGGCACAAAGCUGACAAUGAAGUGAACGGAGCACCUGUGUUUGUCGUGCGCAGCGGCAGUCUGGUCCAAACCCGAUCCAAGAAUAUCAGAGUGGGUGAUAUUGUGAGAGUAGCCAAAGAUGAGACGUUUCCUGCAGAUCUGGUGCUCUUAUCAUCAGAUCGGGCCGAGGGGACGUGCCACAUCACCACUGCCAGCCUAGACGGAGAGACUAACCUGAAGACGCACUAUUCGGUGCCAGAAACGGCGGUGUCACAGUCGGUGUCGCGGCUGGAGUCUCUGCAGGCGGUGGUGGAGUGCCAGCAGCCCGAGGCAGACUUAUACAGGUUUGUCGGAAGAAUAACAGUAACCCAACAAGGAGAGGAGAUAGUCAGACCCUUAGGACCAGAGAACCUCCUGCUUCGAGGAGCAAGAUUAAAAAACACCAAAGAAAUCUUUGGUGUGGCGGUAUAUACGGGCAUGGAGUCCAAGAUGGCUCUGAACUACAAGUGCAAAUCCCAGAAACGCUCUGCAGUAGAGAAAUCCAUGAAUACAUUUCUCAUCAUUUACUUGGGCAUUCUGCUGUUUGAAGCCAUCCUCAGCACCAUUUUGAAGUACGCCUGGCAGGCAGAGAACAAGUGGGACGAGCCAUUUUACAAUCAGAAGACCGAUCAGGAGAGAAACAGCAGUCAGAUUUUGAAGUUUAUUUCUGACUUCCUGGCUUUCCUGGUGUUGUACAACUUCAUAAUCCCUAUCUCGCUGUACGUGACCGUUGAGCUGCAGAAGUUUCUGGGCUCUUUUUUCAUUGGCUGGGACUUGGACCUGUACCAUGAAGAGAGCGACCAGAAGGCUCAAGUCAACACAUCAGACCUCAAUGAGGAGUUGGGACAGGUGGAGUACGUUUUCACAGACAAAACUGGAACCCUUACUGAGAACGAGAUGCAGUUUAGGGAGUGUUCUAUCAACGGUAUCAAAUACCAGGAGAUCAACGGGAAGCUUGUCCCUGAAGGAAUGACAGAAGACUCUCCAGAUGGAUCAGUGCCUUGUUUGAACAGGGAGGAGGAGUUGUUCCUGAAAGCCGUCUCACUGUGUCACACGGUGCAGAUCAGUUAUGAUCAAACGGAUGGGCCGGGAGACCCGUUCUCACAUGCCAAUGGCUUCUCUCCUCAGAUGGAGUAUUACGCCUCUUCUCCUGAUGAGAAAGCACUAGUGGAAGCCACCAAGAGGGUGGGUGUCACAUUUAUAGGAAGCCAUGGAGAAAACAUGGAGAUUAAAACAUUUGGAAAAGCAGAGAAAUACAAACUCCUCCACGUUCUGGAGUUUGACGCAAACCGCAGAAGAAUGAGUGUGAUUCUGCAGAAGCCCUCAGGUGAAAAGGUGCUAUUCACGAAAGGAGCCGAAUCAGCCAUUCUGCCCUACACCACGAGUGGCGAGAUCGAUAAAACCAGAGUCCACGUGGAUGAGUUUGCUCUGAAGGGUUUGCGGACGUUAGUGGUGGCCUGCAGACACUUCAGUGCAGAUGAGUAUCAGGAAGUGGACCGGCGGCUCCAUGAAGCCAGAACGGCUCUGCAGCAGAGAGAGGAACGACUGGUCGAGGUCUUCAGCUUCAUCGAGAAAGACCUGGAGCUGCUGGGAGCGACUGGGGUGGAGGACAAGCUGCAGGACAAGGUCCAGGAGACGAUUGAAGCUCUGCGACUGGCUGGAAUCAAGGUGUGGGUGUUGACCGGUGACAAGCAUGAGACGGCGGUUAGCGUGAGCCUCUCCUGCGGUCACUUCCACCGCACCAUGAACAUCCUGGAGCUCGUGCAGCAGAAAUCAGACAACGAGUGCGCCGAGCAGCUCCGCAGACUGGACCGGAGGAUCAAGGAGGAUCAUGUGAUCCAGCACGGGCUGGUGGUGGAUGGGGCCAGUCUGUCUCUGGCUCUGCGGGAGCAUGAGAAACUCUUCAUGGAGGUGUGUAAGAACUGCUCGGCGGUGCUCUGCUGCAGAAUGGCACCUCUCCAAAAAGCCAAGGUGGUGAGACUGUUGAAGACUUCUCCUGAGAAGCCUAUUACAUUAGCCAUUGGAGACGGAGCCAACGAUGUCAGUAUGAUCCAGGAGGCUCACGUUGGUAUUGGAAUCAUGGGCAAAGAAGGAAGACAAGCCGUGAGGAACAGCGACUAUGCAAUCGCGAGGUUCAAGUUCCUCGCCAAAUUGCUGCUUGUACACGGCCAUUUCUACUACAUUAGAAUAGCAACCCUUGUGCAGUACUUUUUCUACAAGAAUGUGUGCUUUAUCACUCCCCAGUUUUUAUACCAGUUCUUCUGUUUGUUCUCACAGCAAGCGAAGCACAAUAAAUGCGGUCUUGCUUUCGGAGCUGAAUGUCAGCUGUUUGGGUACGCAGUCGUGGUAGACCAAAUCAGCAGAAGUUGGUUAAGUCUGGUGCAUCCACAUGUUCUGCAGAGCAAACCAGCACUUUACAGAGACAUCAGUAAAAAUUCCCUGCUGUCCUUCAAAACCUUUUUGUACUGGACCUUCCUGGGCUUCUGCCACGCCUUCGUCUUCUUCUUCGGCUCCUACAUCCUGAUGGGAGAAGACACCACGCUGAUGGGAAACGGACAGAUGUUUGGAAACUGGACGUUUGGCACUUUAGUAUUCACUGUGAUGGUUAUUACGGUUACGCUGAAGCUGGCCAUAGAGACACAUUUCUGGACGUGGAUGAAUCACUUUGUCACAUGGGGCUCCAUCGCCUUCUACUUCAUCUUCUCCUUGUUUUAUGGCGGCAUCAUCUGGCCAUUUCUUCACACGCAGGACAUGUACUUCGUCUUUGUUCAGCUGCUGUCCAGCGGCUCGGCCUGGUUUGCCAUCAUCAUCAUCGUCAUCACCUGCCUGUUUCCAGACGUCAUCAAGAAGGUCUUCUACAGGCACCUGCAGCCGACCAGCACGCAGAAAUCUCAGUUUACUGAGGCCUACCAGGGCAUCGGAUGCGUGGACUCCAUGUGCUGUUUCUCAGAGGGGCAAAACGCCUGCUCACGGCUGGGCCGGCUGGUGGAGCGAAUGAUGGGCCGCUGCGACCCUGCUCGGGCCACCAGAUCUUGGAGCGACUCGGGCACCUUCUUCUCCAACGACCGGAGCAUCCUGACGCUCUCACCCAUGGAGGUCUCUCAUUGUUAAUGCACCAGCCCAAAAAGGAUCAGCUCAUAGAGUCUGGAGACACCUGCCCUUUACCCCGUCCCCCUGCCCUUGUCCAGUCACCAGCCAGACUGUCACACUUUAAAAGCUCUGAGUAUCACAUCAUAUGUGAUCAGCAACAAGGGACAGGCAGUGGCUCCUGCAAAAACCAAAGGAUUUGUGUGUCUUGAGUUUCCGCUGCUAGUAAAUCCACGGAACUGUACGCGAAGGGCCGCCAUCUUUCCUGAGGAAAACGAGGGGGUCUGUUUGAAGCCAUAUUUCCCUCUUUUAAUUGCCUGAUUUUCAAGGUAUUAAAUGUAAGCACCGUGUAGCGCUAGCUCACAAACCUGUAGCCUCCUACCCUAAGAUGCCUACCUGUACACCCAGCCUGAGUUGUGGUUCGUACAGACAAUCAUGAUGCAAGAAUGUCACGAUGGAGUUCUUGAUGGAAAACUCGCAUAUCAUCCUUGAACUCGAUCACUUUAUCCUCCAUCAGUCAUGUGCCUGCAUAUUAUUUCUCGUUUCCUCUGUCUCGCACAUGCUAUGUUGUCAUUUCUAACCAUUGUCACCGGUUAAUUUAUCAUUGUUGCCGUGUUCCUUGUUUUUCUGCUUGUGUUGCUAACCACUCGUCAAAGCUGUAUGAUUUUUUAUUUUUCGUUUGCGUGUGUAUGCGUGUGUGUAUUUAAUCGCAUACUAGGGCAUAGUCGAAGGAAAAGGUAUGAAAUUCAUCCUACAUGGGCCGUGGGUUAUUGUAAGGCCAGAGCAUUGAGACAACCGUUUUAAACUUGCUUAGAUCAACUAUAUUGAAGUUUAUGAUAUCAGACUGCAUGCUGCACUUGGGUCAAUCUGUCUCAAUAACCCUAAGUCAACUGGACCUAAAUGCUCCCGAUUUGAGGAGUCUAGUCUUGGGAUUUGUCUUUAUUUUUGCUGCAAAGGCCGUGACGCCCUGGAUCUCACAGGUAUCGGCUGAAAUCUGGUGCCGUGACCCGGGUGGCAGUUGGGAGUCAGAUUUUAUGAUGGAGUAUGUUUACGUUUUGAAUUGUGGAUUACUCUAUUUUGGUACUUCUUCUCUGUAGUCUUUAUUUGUAUAUCACUUUUUUCAUGUCAAUGUUCAAACCCAAAAUGACUCCUGACCGCUGAUCAUUACUAUUUCAGAUCUUGUUGAAAUCCAACGGCGGAAGUGUUUUGCUAUAUAAUGUAUUUUCUUGGAUUAUAUAGCAACGCAGUAUGCCACUUGUUACUCAGAGACAUUAGCAAUAAGACUCAAUCUAGACUGGAAAUACCUGAUCUAGCUGUGAUGUCAGUCAUCCAUGUUGCGUUUUCAUCUUUUUUUGUGUAAACAUAUGUUCUUCUAAUUGUACUCUCCUUACAGUGAACAUGUUUAAUUGCCGAUGUUUAUGAAAGUUCUAUUUACAGAAUAAAUACCUUUAUAAAA
Messenger RNA from Sinocyclocheilus anshuiensis, 5104 nucleotides. It is a transcript of the gene atp11b, whose product is annotated as ATPase phospholipid transporting 11B. The transcript is spliced from 31 exons. Lineage: Eukaryota; Metazoa; Chordata; Actinopteri; Cypriniformes; Cyprinidae. The record is from RefSeq and is a predicted model, not a curated record. Gene Ontology annotation, biological process: phospholipid translocation. The coding region runs from base 211 to 3672 and encodes 1153 amino acids. Gene Ontology annotation, molecular function: ATPase-coupled intramembrane lipid carrier activity; magnesium ion binding; ATP binding. Gene Ontology annotation, cellular component: endoplasmic reticulum; recycling endosome; plasma membrane.